Molecule: messenger RNA, 1719 nt
Organism: Trichobilharzia regenti
Lineage: Eukaryota; Metazoa; Platyhelminthes; Trematoda; Strigeidida; Schistosomatidae
Source: the annotation of a GenBank genome assembly
CAGAAUUUCGUUCUUGACGGCUUUCACAUCAAGAAUAACAAGUGUGCCAUCAACACUACGGAAAUAAAAAUCUAUUUCAUCUAUUUAUCACUUCAAUGAGCCAUUUUCAAGCUUACCUACCAAUGAAGAAAUCUUCCGAAAUUCCAACUGACGGAGAAUCCAUGACAAUACUGACGAUGUGUUUGUGAUAAACGAUAUUCAAUGGGAAGUGUACAUUCACACCGCAUCUUAUACACAGGUCCUUGUGAAUAGUGAUCAUUAAAUUUGUUUCUCACUAUCAUUUCCAUCUGAGAUGCAAAUGUCGACAUAUGAUGUGAGCCUGGUCUUAGAAGGACCCACCAAUAUUGCAGAUGUCGGCUGCAAGAUAUAUCGCAGUAUUUUGUCAUUGAUAUAUACACUCAAAGGGAAUAUGUUAAUUACAGCAAUGCUCGAAAGACUGUUAGCUAUUCAGUUCCCUGUGAAAUUCGGUAAAUUACCACCACGUCACGCCUGGUAUUUCGUGGUCAGUACCGGCGUAACAGCUGUUCUCAUGAUUAUACCAAUUAUUAUCCAGUCUGACUGGGCCACAUAUUUCAACAGAAUUGUAUGCUACACACGCCCAACCUCUUUGUUUCUCGCAUUUUAUUACGGUCUAUUUUCCGGAGCAUGUUUUGUCCAAACUGCUAUCAAUGGAGUCCUGAAUGCAGUAUUAUUACUGAAAAUAUAUGUCUGGUUACGUUACAGACGUCGAAUAGCAACAUCGACACAAACUAUGAAGUCGAAUGAGUUAGGAGCAUGUGUUGUACUGCUGAUUAUUUCAAGCACAACAUUUCUUCUGUCUAUCCCAGGUACUACGGUUACCUUUUUCGCAGUGUCAAGUUCACUGUCUAUAGAUCUGAAUGGUGCUUCUACCAAGCUACGUCUUUUACUGAAUUUAAGAGAGAUAUUUUUGAUUGUCAUCUAUAUGCGAUCAAUAUUUAACACGAUAAUUUAUAUCUGGCGAAUGGAACAAUUGCGCGUGUUAUUUUUGUGCAUUGUUCAAUGCAAGCAGUUCAGUAGAUUUAAACGAUCACACAAACCAUCAUCAAAUGGUGUUCAACAAUGAACAGUCUACCCAGACAAUGUUCACAUUUUCUCAGUUGACAUGGAAUUGACCAGGUGACCACAGGAUAUGCAUGUGUAUCUAUCAAGUGGAAAUAUUCAAGUUUACCCAAAUUGGGACGGAAUGGAUUUCUAUGGACAGUGAUAUCACUAAUCAGGUGGUGAUAUGUACCACUGACUACUCACUAAGUUACUCGUCCGCCCAAUUUCUUCUCUAAUUACUUGUCAACCACUUGACUGAUCACUUCAUUACUUGUUCAAUUAUACUUCUCAUCAUCUGUAUAUGAAAUAGUAGCUGUUCAUGUGGACUAUUUUCUUCUCUGCUCUUAUCCUCUUCAUUUUCAAAUGAUGAUUGAUUUUUACCCGGUGGAUACAAUAGAAUCAGUCUGUUUCCCUUCCAUCAUACCCCUCUCGCAUAUUCAGCCUUUCCUUCGUAUUCAUUCUCUGGGAUAUUUGUGCAUAGUUUUCUAUAACUGUAACUGCUACCCAUCCAUCAUUCUUUACAUACCUGUGUGAACAGGUAACUUCAAAAUUGAAGACAAUGCGAUACACUCAUUGUCACAUCAAUAGUUUCUCAUCUCUUUACACAUAUUAGUGAAAGCAAGUGUGUACAUGAUUCUAUGGCCGUCAUUCGACACC